Suillus clintonianus is the source of this 385-nucleotide messenger RNA. RefSeq lists its product as uncharacterized. The coding region runs from base 84 to 281 and encodes 65 amino acids. The record is from RefSeq and is a predicted model, not a curated record. NCBI's taxonomy places the organism in Eukaryota, Fungi, Basidiomycota, Agaricomycetes, Boletales, Suillaceae. The transcript has 3 exons.
AGUAACCAAACCUUGUAUAAAAGUCCAAUCACCCGGUCCCUGUCCAUGUCCCACCUGUGUUUGAACCUUGAGCUGCCAAUGCGAUGACGUCCGACCCCCGCCCAAAACAAGAUGGGAAGAAAGGGUCAAUAUAUCGCGCAAACUUAUCGCCCGCUCAAGUCAUUGCGGAGGCGUGGCGACGCGAAUCUCCAGAAAGCCAAGAUUUUUGGCGGCAAGCAGAGGCAAAACGCAAAGAACUCUACGCAGUACCCAUAUCACCUAAACCACGGGGGAAAAUGUAGGGUCCGUAUCUUGAUGACAUGACCAGUUAUUCGCAUUCCAUGUACAUACUUAUAUUCAUUAUUUUGGACGAUAUCAACAAUUGUACGAUUAGUUGCAUUACAGA